This is a messenger RNA of Vitis riparia (riverbank grape), 2365 nucleotides long. Its product is annotated as cucumisin-like. The transcript is spliced from 10 exons. Gene Ontology annotation, molecular function: serine-type endopeptidase activity. The record is from RefSeq and is a predicted model, not a curated record. Gene Ontology annotation, biological process: proteolysis. Lineage: Eukaryota; Viridiplantae; Streptophyta; Magnoliopsida; Vitales; Vitaceae. The coding region runs from base 86 to 2191 and encodes 701 amino acids.
CAGCCUCGUUUACGCUCUCCUCAGUAGCCACAGUACUUCUGGAGAAGUUUCUGAGGCUGAUGGUCGAAAGGAGUAUAUUGUGUACAUGGGAGACAAGCCUUCUGGGGAUAUCUCAGCGGUUACUGCUCACACCAACAUGCUGCAACAAGUCUUUGGCAGCAAUAUUGCAUCGGAUUCUCUACUCUACAGCUACAAAAGAAGUUUCAAUGGAUUUGUAGUGAAGCUAACAGAGGAGGAAAUGAAGCAAUUGGAGGGAAUGGAUGGUGUGGUCUCCAUUUUCCCUAAUGAGAAGAAAAGGCUCCACACAACAAGGUCAUGGGAUUUCAUCGGGUUUCCCCAACAAGUUAACAGAACAAGUGUUGAAAGCGAUGUUAUCAUCGCAGUACUAGACACCGGAAUAUGGCCGGAGUCUGACAGCUUCAAAGAUAAAGGAUUAGGUCCACCGCCUAGCAAAUGGAAGGGCAUUUGCCAGGGCUUAUCCAAUUUCACUUGCAACAAUAAAAUCAUCGGGGCUAGGUACUAUCGGAGCUAUGGAGAAUUUAGCCCAGAAGAUUUGCAAACCCCAAGAGAUUCAGAAGGCCAUGGGACACACACUGCAUCCACUGCAGCUGGGGGCCUAGUUAGCAUGGCAAGCCUGUUGGGGUUUGGCUUAGGGACUGCUCGGGGUGGGGUUCCAUCAGCUCGUAUAGCUGUGUAUAAGAUAUGUUGGUCUGAUGGCUGUGCUGAUGCUGAUAUCCUUGCAGCCUUUGACGAUGCAAUUGCUGAUGGGGUUGACAUAAUCUCUCUUUCAGUUGGGGGUUCCACUCCCAAGAAUUAUUUUGCAGAUUCAAUUGCAAUUGGAGCUUUUCAUGCAAUGAAAAAUGGGAUACUAACAUCAACUUCUGCUGGUAACGACGGACCCAACUUUGCUUCCAUCACAAAUUUCUCGCCAUGGUCUCUUUCUGUGGCUGCUAGCACCAUAGACCGGAAGUUUUUUACCAAGGUGCAACUAGGUGACAGUAAGGUUUAUGAGGGAAUUUCAAUAAACACAUUUAAGCCCAAUGGCAUGUAUCCUUUUAUUUAUGGUGGGGACGCACCGAAUAUUACAGGAGGUUUUAGUGCCAACACAUCCAGGUUUUGCACUAGGAACUCGUUGGACCCCAAUUUAGUCAAGGGUAAAAUUGUUCUUUGUGACAUAUUUAGCAACGGGACAGGUGCAUUCUUGGCAGGUGCAGUUGGGACGGUGAUGGCGGAUAGAGGAGCCAAAGAUUCUGCCAGGCCUUUUCCUUUGCCUGCAUCUUACCUUGGCGCACAGGAUGGUAGCAGUAUUGCCUACUAUGUAACCUCAACAAGUAACCCAACGGCAUCCAUAUUGAAGAGCACUGAGGUCAAUGACACAUUGGCUCCAUUUAUAGUCUCCUUCUCAUCAAGGGGUCCAAACCCAGCUACACUAGACAUUCUCAAGCCGGAUUUAGCUGCCCCCGGAGUCCAUAUUCUGGCAUCAUGGCCACCAAUUUCUCCAAUUUCUGGGGUGCAAGGUGAUACUCGAGCAGUGCUGUACAAUAUGCAAUCUGGCACAUCCAUGGCUUGCCCACAUGCUACUGGAGCAGCAGCCUACAUCAAGUCAUUUCAUCCCACCUGGUCUCCUGCUGCUAUUAAGUCUGCUCUCAUGACUACUGCUCUUCCCAUGAGCGCUGAAAAAAAUCUGGAUGCAGAAUUCGCAUAUGGCGCAGGCCAGAUAGAUCCUUUAAAGUCUGUAAACCCUGGUUUGGUAUAUGAUGCUGAUAAGAUUGACUAUGUAAAAUUUUUGUGUGGGCAAGGUUAUACUACCCAGAUCCUACAACUUGUUACUGGGGAUAACAGCGUCUGCUCUGAAGCCACAAAUGGAACUGUCUGGGAUCUAAAUUACCCUUCCUUUGCUCUCUCCAGCUUCACCUUUGAAUCUAUAACUGGUGUGUUCACCAGGACUGUCACAAAUGUUGGGUCGCCCGUAUCCACAUAUAAAGCUACUGUGACAGGUGCCCCAAUUGGACUUCAAAUCCAAGUUGUACCAGACAUUUUAUCAUUCACAUCGCUCGGGCAGAAGCUGUCCUUUGUGUUGAAGGUUGAAGGAAGCACAGAUAAAAGCUUAGUCUCUGCUUCUUUGGUGUGGGAUGAUGGUGUACAUCAAGUGAGGAGCCCCAUUGUUGUGUUUGUUGUCGCGACAAAUUGAAGAAUACAAAUGCCUCCCACCAAAAAAAAUAAAGCAUUGCAGUUGUUAUACCUAUAAAAUAGAAAUCCGUGAAUAUGUAUAGGUAUCAUUUGAUUUGCUUUCUUUUAGGAUGCAGUGUGCUGUUUUUAGAUCCAAUAUUGGCUGUAUAUUUAUGUUAUUUUUGAGGAAGAUUGU